AUGAACAAGACGCAAAAUCAGUACUAUGAGGAACGUUUUAACUUUUUCUAUUAUUGGCUAGGAGAAAUAGUAUAUGAGGAAUUGGAGAAGAAGAAUGAUUUUAAGACAGCACUGAGUGAAAUAUAUGAAGCGUUAAAAAUAUCGGUCCCCGCGAAAAAGUGUGAAGCUGAGGACCAUAAAAACAGCCACCAUGAUUUCGAACAGAGGAAAACAGUAUUCGACUAUUGGUACAACCAUGAAACUAUAAAACAGUAUUUAGAAAAUGGUGAUAAAGGCGGUUGUGGGGGAAAAUAUGCAACCUAUUUGGACAAAAUUGUCGACGACUAUAAUAACAUGAAUUCACAUUGUGCUACAAAAAGUGAUGAUCAGGAUUCAUACUGUAAGAAGGUUAGAAAAGUAUUUGAAGGAAAUAACAGUCCAGAUCAAUUAAAAUCAAAAUGUGCAAUUGCACAUAAGGACAAAUUCACAUCCUUGUCAAAAGGUCCAGAUUCCAAGGAAUUACCUUCAGAACAAGCAUAUGCUCUAUUAGAUGGAGGUCCAUGGUGUCAAGUACUUUACGCAGGACAUGAUCCGGGGCAGAAGAAGGAGCAAGAAAUAAAGACGCAAUUGGAGAAAAUAUUGAGGGAUUACACAAACAUUCCUCAGAAGGAUGAGAGUUUUGCCAAUAAAAUUCUACAGAACUAUUGUUACGCAUGUUGGAUGAAGGAACAAUUUAACACGGGUAAGGAGACCGAUGAUGAUAAUACACCCUGUUAUUUCUUGUUCUUUUGGAUAUGUACUCAAAUAAAGAACAAAUUAAAGGAAAAUAUGCAUCUGAAUGGAAAUUUUCAGAAAGCCAUGAAGGCAAUUUAUGAUGCACUGGCGAAAUUCCCUUGGAAUGGUAUAAGCAAAGAAAGGAAAUGUACUAAUAUAUACCCUGAUAUUAUGGAAUCUCUCUUUGAAGCGUUUAAAAUUUUUUUUGAUUAUGAAUACAACAUUAAAGCUAUAGAGAAGAAACCGGAGUGUAAUAAAUAUUUCAGUUCACAGUACACCAAAGAUCGUAGUAAUGCGCAGGGCUGGUAUUCAUGGUCAUGUAAAUUCUGUGGGACUACUAAUAAUGAAUAUUGUAAAAAUUUUAAGGUGAAAUAUAUAGACGAAGGGAAGUGCAACUCACCACUGCAACUACCAGAACUGACGUGCACUCCCAUAGCAGUCAAACCUGCUACAGCAGCAAAACCUGAAGCCACUAGAACUUGCAGUCCAGGUUCUCCUGAACUUGACUGUGCAGGCUACCAGAAACCCGGUUCUUCCGGUUCCGGAUCUACGGAAACUUGCAAUCUAGAUUCCUCUGGUCGAUGUGUACAUGCUUCACUUCGCCCUGAUGGUGUCUUUGAUGGGGAGGGCAAGGGUGGUAGUGACGGUGGUGGUAGUCACAGAAAAGAAGGUGAACAGCUCGCUGUUGCUGCUGGCAGCAUCGUCCCUACUGCUGUGUCUGGUGGACUUGCAGUAUAUACCAAUUUAUUCUCUGGAAUACGUGACACACUCUCCGGAAGCAUUAGAAGCAGAAAAAAACGGUCCGUUCGACAGGAAUUAAAUGCCUUCUCAGGAGGCGAUUCUUCUACAACAGAAUAUGCGGCAACUACAGUGGGUUCUUCAUCAAAUUUGUCAACAAGAGCCCCUUCAACCAUAGCAGAUUCGACAGAUACUUCUACCAUAUAUGGUAGGUCACCACCAUCUGGACGGGGAAGAGCAAAUAACAGUAAUAAUAGAAGAGGAAAUGAAAACAGGAGAACCAUUAGUUAUCAACGUAUGUAG
Molecule: messenger RNA, 1794 nt
Organism: Plasmodium coatneyi
Lineage: Eukaryota; Apicomplexa; Aconoidasida; Haemosporida; Plasmodiidae
Product: KIR protein
Exons: 3
Coding region: 1-1794 (597 amino acids)
Source: RefSeq, a predicted model, not a curated record